Molecule: messenger RNA, 909 nt
Organism: Quercus robur (English oak)
Lineage: Eukaryota; Viridiplantae; Streptophyta; Magnoliopsida; Fagales; Fagaceae
Exons: 2
Coding region: 1-909 (302 amino acids)
Source: RefSeq, a predicted model, not a curated record
AUGAAUUCCUUAAGUUGGAACUAUCGGGGAAUUGGGAACCCCCGGACAGUUCGAGCAUUGCGCGAUUUAGUGCAACAAUGGAAUCCCGAAAUUUUCUUCCUCAUAAAAACAAAAGUAGGUGUUAGAAGGAUGAUAAAAGUAAAAGAAAGGAAUGGCUUCCCAAAUGGUUUAGUUGUUCCCAAUGAAGGUAAAAGUGGUGGAAUUGCCCUUUUGUGGAUCAGAGAAAUGGAGGUUGAAAUAAAAAACUUUUUGAGAUUCCAUAUUGAUGCGGUUGUUACAGAUCAUUCCUUGGACCUCAAAUGGAGACUUACAGGAUUUUAUGGGAAUCCAGAUACAAACUUGAGAAGAGAGUCCUGGAAUCUCCUUAGAAUGUUGAAUUCUCAAUACCAGAUGCCAUGGAUGUGUAUAGGAGAUUAUAAUGAAAUUCUGUCAGCAAUUGAGAAAAAUGGAGGACCAAAAAGGUCACAAAAACAGAUGGAGGGUUUUAGAAAUGUAAUUAAUGAAUAUGGUUUUCAAGAUAUGGGAAAAAUCAUUCAGGAAGUGUGGAAGAACCAUUCUGGGCUGCAAUCUUCAAACGGGCUUGUAGAAGGUAUAAAAGAUUGUGCAUCUAGAUUAGGAGGAUGGAAUCGUUUUGAUCUAGGUCAUAUUCCACGAAAUAUUCAAGAAAAAAGAAAGAGCCUUCAAGCUAUGAUCCAAGCUGAUUUGGAUGGGAGCAAUGGGGAAGAAAUAGACAGGCUUAGCAAGGAAAUUAAUGAGCUUUUGGAUGUGGAAGAAAAAAAAUGGCAUCAAAGAUCAAGGGUUCAGUGGUACCAAAAAGGGGAUAGGAACACCCAAUUCUUCCACCACAAACCAUCCCAACACAAGAAGAAGAAUGGAAUUAAUGGGCUAUGGGACAAAGAAGGAAAAUAG